AUGCCAAGAAGUUAUACCCUAAGACUGGAGAGCAGAGCAUUGGGGGCUGCGCAAAUCAUGAACGGAGUGAUUUACUAUGCUUUGGGGUAUCUCUGUUAUGCAUUAUUCCUCCAAGAAGAGAAGAGAGAAAGUACUGGUUAUAUUCCUGUCAUUGUUACACUAGUUCACAUAUUUUGGUCAUCGCCAUUUUUCAUCGCCUCGGGAUCCACCAGCAUACAGGCAGAGAAGUAUCCCACAAAAUACAUGCUUAUUUACAGCCUUGUUAUGAACAUCUUAAGUGUCUGCUUUUCUAUACUUGGUAUAAUAAUACUAAGUAUUGCCUGUUUCACAUAUCAUGCAGACACCAACGAAUAUGUUUGGACACAUAUGGCUGGUAGUAUGCUUUUACAAUAUUUACUCUUCAGCACUAUCUCGGAAGUGAUCUGUGCAUGCGUAACUAUCAGAUGGAUUUCAGUAGCAUUAAAUCAUCCAAAAUACAAUGAAAAGAGUGAGUAA
This is a messenger RNA of Enhydra lutris kenyoni (northern sea otter), 495 nucleotides long. RefSeq names its product B-lymphocyte antigen CD20-like. The record is from RefSeq and is a predicted model, not a curated record. The coding region runs from base 1 to 495 and encodes 164 amino acids. Gene Ontology annotation, biological process: cell surface receptor signaling pathway. Lineage: Eukaryota; Metazoa; Chordata; Mammalia; Carnivora; Mustelidae. Gene Ontology annotation, cellular component: plasma membrane. The transcript has 5 exons.